Octopus sinensis (East Asian common octopus) is the source of this 2925-nucleotide messenger RNA. RefSeq names its product zinc finger protein 235. The record is from RefSeq and is a predicted model, not a curated record. Lineage: Eukaryota; Metazoa; Mollusca; Cephalopoda; Octopoda; Octopodidae. Bases 1130 to 2473 code for a protein of 447 amino acids. Gene Ontology annotation, molecular function: RNA polymerase II cis-regulatory region sequence-specific DNA binding; DNA-binding transcription factor activity. Gene Ontology annotation, biological process: regulation of transcription by RNA polymerase II. The transcript is spliced from 2 exons.
AGCUUAGAUUGUCUUCUAUUUACUCCUUAUGCAUACAUCCAUACAUUCUUUGUCUGGAGUCAAGAAUUAGUUCCCCUGAUAAAGUAUUGUCAAUUCGCUCAAGCACCGGCUGUUUAUGUAUAUAUCUGAUGGAUGCUAAUUUACGCUGCCGCUACAUGUAGUUUCUAUUUCUCAAUGAGGCGUUAGUCUUAUGUAAAGUUCUUUGAUAAUGAGACUGAUGUCUUCAUCGUUUGAAAUACAUACAAGUUGUUGCGAAAGUAUCUCUACUUUUGUAGAGUUCAAGUUUGAUCGUAAUGUGAACAUCUGAUAUAUUUCAUAUUCGGACUGCAUUGAUAUAUUUUCACAACCAAUUGAGAUAAUCAUUUCUCGUCCAAGCUACGUCAUCAAAUUCAUAUUUUGAAGACUGCAAUUAUGUGUAGUAGAACACCUGUUACAUUGUUUACUUCUCUUCAGUUAAAAUCUGCAUUAUUUCUUCUGAUUUCCAACAUACAAUAAAAGCACUUUUAUGCUAUAUUCACAUGUUAACUGAAUGAUUUUGUCAUGAACUUAAACUUGAAAAGCUGACUAAUUAUUUUCACUUAGACUGUGUACUGGCUCUUUCAGAUUUUGAUUUAACUAAAUGGCUGGAACUAGUUUAAGAAUUUAUUUUGACUUAACCCACUUAGCAUUUAAAUUGGUUAUAUUUGACCCAAAUAUUCUAUCUGAUUUAUGUUCAGACUGGCCAGAUCCUACCUAUCACACCUACUCUCAUUCUAGAAAAUAAACAAUCACAUCAUUGAAAUCUCGAAGCUACAUGAUAAUAUAGGAUUAAUUCAAAACAAUGUGAAUAAAUAAGCAUCAUAUUUGACAGAAUAAUCUGAAUGCUAAAGGGUUAAAAAUUACCAAAUUUAGUUCUGGAAAAGGAUUCUAUCCUACAAGAAAUUAGACUACAAAUCUCUGCAGUUGAGAAAACUUCAAAUUUAAUGAGAGGGAAAGAGGAAAAAAAUAGGACUAUUUUACAGAAAGUAUAGGUUUAGAAUAAUUCUUUGGAAAUUUGUUCCAACAUGUCCUAACCAUGAUGGCUAAAACAGACUAAAGAACAUAAAUCAGAAAAGUAAAAUAAUUUUUGUGAUUUGUAAAAGAGAACAUAAUGGAAGAUGAAUCAAAGAGUCAGCUUUUUGGAAAAACACAGCUGGAAAAUAUUGAUUUUUCUCAUGAGAAACAAGGAGAGAUGGAGAAUAAAUCCCACUCCAAAGACAUUUUUGCAACAAAAAAUAAUUUAAAGGAAAAAAAAUUUCCUCACUCUGGAUCAAAGUCUUACCAAUGUAAAGAAUGUGGGAGAAAUUUUACAAGAAACAGUUCUUUAUAUCGGCACCAGCUUAUUCAUACGGGAGAGAAGCCAUACCAUUGUGAUAUCUGUGGUCGAAUGUUUUCACAAGAGAACAGUUUACAUAGACACAAGUAUAUUCACACAGGGAAGAAACCAUACCAAUGUGAUAUUUGUGGGAAAAGGUAUAAUGGGAAUAGUGAUUUAUCUUGGCACAAACGUACACACACAGGGGAGAAACCAUACUGCUGUGAUGUCUGUGGUAAAAGGUUUACCGGAAAUAGUGAUUUAUCUCGGCAUAAACGAAUUCACAUGAGAGAAAGAUCACAUCAGUGUGAAAUCUGUGAUAAAACAUUCUCUACAAGUAGCCAUUUAUACAGGCACAUACGUAUUCAUUCAGAGGAUAAGCCAUCAUACCAGUGUAAUAUUUGUGGCCAAACAUUCUCAACCAGUGCUAAUCUAUCUCGCCAUAUACGUAUUCACACAGGAGAAAAGCCAUACCAGUGUGAUAUAUGUGGUAAGGAAUUCUCGAGAAAAUAUGUUUUAUUCAGUCACAAAAAUAGUCACUCACAAGUAAAGCCAUACCACUGUAAUAUCUGUGGUAAAAUGUUCUCUUACAGUACUGGUUUAAAUAGUCAUAAACAGACUCAUACAGAAGAUACACCACACCACUGUGAUAUCUCUGAUGAAAACUUCUCAGACAGCAUUAGUUUAUCUUCCCAUAAACAUACUCACACAGAGGAGAAACUAUACUGCUGUGAUGUCUGUGGUAAAUCAUUCUCUGUCAACAGUAAUUUAUGUAGCCAUAAACGUAUUCACACUGGAGAGAAACCAUACCAUUGUGAUAUCUGUAAUAAAACAUUUUCUAGGAGUAACUCUUUGUCUAUUCACAAACGUUUUCACACAGGAGAGAAGCCUUAUCGCUGCAAUAUCUGUGGUAAAUCAUUCUUUGCUGCUAGCGGUUUGUAUUUCCACAAACGAACUCACACAGGAGAGAAACCAUACCAUUGUGAAAUCUGUGGUAAAACAUUUUCUAUGAGUUUUAGUUUAUCUAACCACAAACGUACACACACGGGAGAGAAACCGUAUCACUGUGGUGAUUGUGGUAAAACAUUUACUUGCAACAGUUCUUUGUAUCGUCACAAAAGGAUUCACAGAAAAGAUUAAUAAUAUUUGAGGCACACCCUAUAACACUGAAUGGAAUUUGUGAACAAAAAAAUAUUUACAGCUCUCUGACACACUACCAUUGUCAUAUAUGUCCAUGCAUGUUGUUAUUUUACUGAUUUCAGGAGUGUGGACAUGCUGGAGCACUGCCUUUAUGGGUUUCAGUUAAUUGCAUUGUCACUACUACUGUACCUUUUCAGUUGUUUAUUAAUUACAGAAGGGUAAAAAGCAAGAUAGAUCGAUCUGAACUUAAAGUGAUAUAAAGGAAUAUUUCCAAAUAUUCAGAUAACCUGUCAAGUAAAAGUUCUUAAAUAGACAAGACAAGCAAAAUGCCCCCCAAUGGACAGUGCUGAGUUGUCAAACAUUUAAACCAAAUUUUCUCAAAACAACUUGUCCGACCGUCCCAUAGGCCUCCCCUUUGAAAAACACUAAUCGCAACAGCUGAUGUACUUGCA